Ictalurus furcatus (blue catfish) is the source of this 5712-nucleotide messenger RNA. RefSeq names its product zinc finger CCCH-type containing 10 (gene zc3h10). Bases 391 to 2061 code for a protein of 556 amino acids. The record is from RefSeq and is a predicted model, not a curated record. The transcript is spliced from 3 exons. Gene Ontology annotation, molecular function: metal ion binding. NCBI's taxonomy places the organism in Eukaryota, Metazoa, Chordata, Actinopteri, Siluriformes, Ictaluridae.
GUACACAUGGUAUGCUGGAAGAAGUUCCGAAAAAGAACUAUUGAUGAAAAUCCGUGAAACUGCGCAGACAUACCGUUAAUCCAGUGUGUGAACACAUCGAUUAUUUUGACGCAGGCGGAAGUUGUAGCCUGAUCAGUUUCAGUGUGUGAAAACAACGUAAAUACCAAUUCAUUUUGAGUUGUGGGGGAAAAGGUUGCAGAUGGGUUUGCUUUCAGGUGUCUCGAACUCUCUGUAAACGUUGGGUACCACAUUGGAUUUGCAGAUUGCAACAGAAGUCCGACUUGGGUACCUUUUUUUUUAAAUCAUUAAAUCAUCAGGCCUUGAACAAUAGGCCUGCCAUUUCUGGCCCACACAUGAGCACAGGCUACCUUUUUGACUGCGCUGAGCGCCAUGCCUGACCGGGAUAGCGCAUACCUGGUAGGUGGUGGUGGAGGUGGCAGUGGAGGGGGUGCUGGCACAGGGGUAGGGGAGGAAGUGGGCCCUGGGUCUGGCUUGACUGGGGGUGCAGACGGUCGAGGGGGAGUUGGGGGAAGCUCAGCUGGUGGGAACAGUGGUUCUGGGGCCAUGGGAUGCAGCGGUGCCCUGGGAAAUGGCCACACCUGCAGUGGAGCAAGUGGCAGCUUUGGCUCUGGCUUGUUAUCAGAUGGCGUUUGCCGUGACUUCUUACGAAAUGUGUGUAAGCGUGGCAAGCGCUGUCGUUUCCGCCACCCAGACUUCAAUGAAGUUCCUGACCUUGGUGCACAGAAGAAUGAGUUUGUCUUCUGUCAUGACCACCAGAACAAAGAGUGUGUGCGUACCAACUGCCGCUUUGUGCAUGGCUCCAAGGAAGAUGAAGACUACUACAAAAAGACUGGUGAGCUGCCACUGUGGCUGCGGUGGAAAGUGGCAGCAGGUCUGGGCCUGUCACUUACUGACCUACCACAGAACCGUGGUGAGGCUCCCAUAUGUAGAGACUUCUUGAAAGGGGAAUGUCAGCGGGGCAACAAGUGCAAGUUUCGUCAUGUGCGGAAGGACCAUGAGCACGAAGCUUCACGGUUCAGUGCAGUGGGGAUGAUGGGUGUCUCAAGUGGGGUGGGUGGAAUAGUGAAUGCAAGUGGUGGAGGUGUAGCCUGUGGUGGGGUGUCAGGAUUGGUUGGAGCUAAUGGAGGAAGUCUGAUGGGGAUAGGAAGCCCCAACAUCGGAGGGUGCAGAGAUCAGGGAUUGUGUGGGGGUGGAGGAGGAGGUUCCAUGGGAAGUUGUCUAUCCCUGGGGGCUGCUGGACAACGGCGCUAUGACAGGGGUCCAUGUUCAGUUUAUGAAUCACUGUUUGAGAAUGGACUGUUUGAUCCUGGGCCACUGGAGAGCCCUGUUGACCACGCAGCUCUUCAGCUAAAGAGAAGACGAUUGGAAGGGCUGCGGUUGGCUGAUGGGACUGGGGGAGGCCACUAUGAUUUAGGGGUACAGGCCGCACUUUCCACCCGGCCUCUGGAGUAUCGCCUAUUGGAGGAGGAAAAUGCUUUGCUGAGGAAGCGAGUGGAAGAGCUCAAGAAACAGGUCUCCAACUUGAUUGCUACCAAUGAAGUCUUACUGGAGCAAAAUGCUCAAUUCCGCAGCCAGGCAAAGGUCAUGACCUUGUCCUCAACACCCACACCAUCAGAACAGAGUCUGGCCCCACCUGUUGGUUCAGUGAGCUCAUACAACCAUGGCAUCGCACAGACUCGUACAACUUUGAGCAGCGCUGGACUACAGCCACGUGCUGUAACCCAGCAGGAACUGGUGGCCCCUGCCGGUGCCCCUGCUGGUGCUCCCCCAGCCAAUGCUGCACCCCCUCCUGCUGCACCCCCUCCUCCUCCACCCCAUCUGAACCCUGAGAUCGCUCCACUCUCGGCUGCUCUCGCCCAGACCAUUGCACAAGGUAUGGCACCACCUGUUUCCAUGGCACCCGUGGCAGCCUCUGUGGCCCCUGUUGCUGUCUCCAUGGCACAGCCGCUGCCGGGCAUCACCAUGAGUCACGCCACCACGCCGAUGGUGUCAUACCCCAUUGCCAGUCAGAGUAUGAGAAUCACCACCAUGCCACAUUAACACAAACUCAGAUACAUGCAAUCAUUCUUUUUAACUGUAAACAUUUUUUUUUCUCACACCCAAAUUUGUGGUGCAGUUUUACAACAUAAGUAUUGUAUACAGUAUUUACAUAAACAGUUUCUCUGUGGACAUUUCACAAAUGGCUAACACAACACUGGCAACUUGUGGAAACAAGUUUUUUUGUUGUUGUUGUUUUUUUUUUUAUUAAUUUAUCAGACUCCUUGGUAAACUUGACCAGUUUCUUAUAUUCCAUACAGUUGUUUGACAGAGAGUCCACAAACUAGUUAGUGUUUGUGCUAAAGGCACAUAUUUUUAUAUUUUGAAUGGACAACAUGGUCCUUUUUCUCAUGAAAAAAUGUUGUGCAUUAGCUUCUUGGAAAGAAGUUGUGAAUCUGUUAACUCUAAGCUUUGGUUAGUUGUUUUGUUGAUUUUGCCUUGUCAUUCUUAAUCUUUUUACACAAAUGGAAUAAAAGAUCAACCUGUAUAAAAUUUGUGGUCAUUAUAUUGUGUUUCUUUACUGUAUAUAUUGUGCAAGCACAAGCUUAUCAGUGGGAUUAAAAUAAAAUAACAAUGCUGUUUAUAUAACCACUAUACAUGUACAUAAUAUGGUCAAAAGUGAAAAAAAGGACACCUGACCUUCACAGCCAUGAAGCUAACUGCCUUCCCCAAACUGUAGCUACAAACUUAGAAGCACACAAUUGUCUAUAAUGUCUUUGUAUGCUGUAGCAUUUAUAUUUCCUUGCAGCAUGACGGUACCCCUGUAUACAAAGUGAGAGCAAUGAAAACAUUGUUUUGUCAAAGUUGGUGUGGAAGAAAGUGAGUGGCCUUCACAGAACCCAGAUCUCACCUGCAGGAACACAUUUGGGAUGAAUUGGAAUAAUCGCAGCACACCAGGCCUUUUUGUCUGACAUCAGUACCCAACUGCUUACACUUUAGUGGCUAAAUCGGCACAAAUCUCAUAGCCACAUUCCAAAAUCUAGUGGAAGCCCUUCCCAGUAGAGUGGAGACUGUUAAAGAAGCAAAAGUGGAACAACUCUGUAUUAAUGCCCACAGUUUUGGAAUGGGAUGUUCAAUACUCGGGUGUCCACAUACUUUUGGACAUAUUUUGUACAUAUAGUGGAUAUAAAAUGUCUACAUACCCCUGUUAAAAUUGUUGGUUUCUGUGAACCAAGAUAAAUCAUGUCUGAUCUUUUUCCACCUUUAAUGUAAUAGUAUCCAACAGAAUUCAAGUGAAAAACAAAUAGAAACUUUUUAGAAAAAUGUUUUUUGAUAAUACAGACCUUUUGGGUAUGAGUCUACCAACUUAGCAAAUCUUGAUUUGGCAAUUUUAUUCCACUUUAUUCUAUGCAAAAUUGCUCUAGAUGGGUCAUUUUGAGGGGAUCUCCUGUGCACAGUCCUCUUCAAGUCAUUCCACAGUUUUUCGAUAGGAUCUGGGCUAUUCCAUAACAUGUCUGUUUUGACUUGGAUUUGUGCUUUUGGUUGUUAUUGUGCUGUACAGUGAAAAUCUUUUUCAUCUUCAACUGUCUAACAGAGGCCUACAGGUUGCGUGCUAAAAUAGAUUGGUAUUUGGAGCAAAACAUGAGUCCCUCCAUUUUGACUAGAGCCCCAGUCCCAGCUGACAAGAAGCGGCCCCAUAGCAUGAUGUUGCCACCACUGUACUUCACAGCAGGUAUGGUGUUCUUUGGGUGAUGAGCUGUCUUGAAUUUGCACCAAAUGUUCUACCUUGGCCUCAUCAGACCAUAGCACAUUUUGCCACAUGGUUUAGAGUGAUUUAGGCUUGAAUAUCAAUUUUUUUUUUUUUUUUUUCUGUGAGGAAGUGCUUCCGUCUAGACAAACUACUCCAUAGCCCAGACAUGUGAAGAGUAUGAGAGAUUUUUGUCACAUGCAGGGCAUGACCAGUACCUGACAGAUUUUCCUGCAGCUCCUUUAAUGAUGCUGUAGGUCACUUGGCAUCCUCCCUGAUAAGUUUUUCUUCUUGUUCUUCUGUCACUUCUAGAGGGAUGUCCUACUCUUGUUAAUGUCACUGUGGUGCCCCAUUUCUCCUGAUGGCCUUAAUGGGUGUUCCAUGGUACAUCUAAUGUUUUAGAAGUUAUUUUGUACUCCUCUCCUGAUUCAUAACUUUUGACAGUGUGAUCCCAUACAUGUUUUGUUAGCUCUUUGCAGACCAUGGCUUCAGCAGUCAUAUGAAGCCUAGAAAAUCCUAAAGAAACAGCUGAUCAUUAUUUGGUCCUAAUCAGAAUCACUUCAUUGAUAGGUGUGUGAUUAUUAGUUUUGAAAAUGACUUUGAAUGUGACCUGCACCAAUAUAAAAAGGUAUGUACACUUAUGCUUGAGAACAUACUGUUUUGCUUUCUUCUUCUUCUUCUUAAUAAUAAUAAUAGUAAUAAUAAUAAUAUAACUGCCUAGUAACAAUAAUAAUAAUAAUAAGAAACUUUAUUUUAUAAAGCGCCUUUAAAGCAGCUUCUCAAAGCGCUGUACAUAAAAUCACAGUCCACAGAAAAAUAAAACAAAUAAAAGUUAAUAAGAACAAAAACAACAUUAUUAAUAAUACAAAUAAUUAUAAAACAAUCUAAAAAGACAUCAGCAGUCGAAUGCAAGUUUAAAAAAGUGUGUCUUGAGAAGAGCUUUAAAAAUGCCAAAAGUCUGGGCUUCCCUGAGUUCAGGAGGAAGAGAGUUCCAAAGUGAAGAAUCAUAGACAGAAAAAGCCCUGUCACCCAUAGAUUUUAGGUGUGUUUGUGGAACAGUUAACAGAAUACACUGGGAGGAGCGCAGUCUGCAAUUUGGGGUGUAAGGGAUUAAUAAACCAGAUAAGUAUUGCGGAGCCAAUCCAUGUAAUGCCUUGUAUGUCAACACCAUGAUCUUGAAAUCGACACGGAACCUGACCGGGAGCCAGUGUAAGGACUUCAAAACAGGAGUAAUAUGGUCACAUUUCCUGGUUCCCGUCAGGAUCCGGGCGGCAGAGUUCUGAACAUAUUGCAGUUUGUUUAUUGCGGUUUUAGAUACUCCGGCUAAAACGGCAUUACAGUAAUCCAGCCGUGUGACAACAAAUGAAUUAAUCAACUUUUCAGCGACAGAUAAGUUUAGCAUUGGGCGUAGUCUGGCUAUAUUUCUGAGAUGAAAAAAGGAUGCCUUCACAGUGCCCUGAACAAAAAAAUCAAAACUGAGGCUGGGGUCAAAAAUUACACCAAGGUUCCUCAUCUUACUUUGGGUCUCUAAAACAGAGCCAUCAACAAACAGAGACAGUGGAGCCGCUUUGCGAAUUUGAUGACGGGAACCUAUAAGCAUAACCUGUUUUCCCGCUGUUCAGGCACAGAAAGUUAUUGUUCAUCCAUGUUUUUAUCUCAGAAAUACAGUCAGAAAGAUAACAAGCAUCAAUGUUUUCACCAGAUUUAGAGUGAAUGUAGAUUUGGGUAUCGUUGGCAUAAAAGUGAUAAUGGAGGCCAAGCGAUCGCAGCAGAUGUCCAAGUGGAGAUAGAUAAAUAUUGAAGAGUAGAGGGCCUAGAACUGAACCCUGAGGAACACCAGUGAGCACUGAGCAAGUGUCAGACCUAAAGCGACACAUAGAAAUAAACUGGAAACGGUCAGUAAAAUAGGAUUUAAACCAGUUUAAAACUGUCCUGGACACACCAAAAACACUUUCAAGGCGGGUAAG